Mycosarcoma maydis (corn smut) is the source of this 1119-nucleotide messenger RNA. RefSeq lists its product as uncharacterized. The transcript has a single exon. The coding region runs from base 1 to 1119 and encodes 372 amino acids. Lineage: Eukaryota; Fungi; Basidiomycota; Ustilaginomycetes; Ustilaginales. The record is from RefSeq and is a predicted model, not a curated record. Gene Ontology annotation, cellular component: mitochondrial inner membrane.
AUGCUGCGGCCAUCGUUUCAAACGUUGCAGCGUUCGCUGCGCAACUCGCUGCUGGUGGCUCGAUCCUCCGCAUCACAUCCCCCUAUUACCACCACCAGCAGCGCCGUUGCACGGCCUUUGCGUUCUUUUACUUGCAUUGCCAACGCUCCCAAGCCCGCAUUGACAUCCACUAGCCAUGGUGCGACACCGCUUCGUCAGGUGCAGCAACAGGCGAGGGGUGUGCGCACCAGCCCUUUCCGUCCCAAUGGCGGUAACGGUGGCGCCAAUGGCGGACGCUUCGCAUUUGCAGCCCCUCACUCUGCUCCUGCGGCUGACGCUCCCACAAGCAUCUCGCAGCCUGGCGGAUGGACACGCGCUCUUACCAGCAUCGGAAUCAUCGGAGCAACCGCUUUCGGUGCCAAUCUCUUCUUCAACCGCGAGACGCGCGACUCGCUCCACCCAGUUGAGGCCGAGUAUUUGCACAAGACCUUCAUGUACCUUGCCGGUGGCCUCACACUCACAGGUGCUGCCGCUGUCGGUCUUCACCGCUACGGUGUCUCACAGCGCGUCAUGAUGGCCAACCCCUGGUUGGUGCUGGGUGUCGGUCUUGUCGCUAGCAUCGGUGGUAUGCUUGGCGCUACCUCGCUUCCACCCGGUCACCCUCUUAAGGUCCCCUCGUGGCUGCUGUUCAAUGCUUCCCAGGCUGCUGUGCUUAGCCCUUUGCUAUUCCUCAACCCUGCUGUCCUGUCGCGAGCUGCGCUUUACACUGCUGGCCUCGUGGGCUCGCUCUGCUAUGUCGGUGCUACCGCCAAGGAAGACAAGUACCUAUGGAUGGGCGGUCCUUUGCUCGCAGGUGUCACCAUUGUGGCUCUCUCGUCAUUAGCACCCAUGAUCCUCCCUCGCACUGCCUUUCGCACUCUUGCUGCCACCGAGGCCCUCUCGCUGUACGGUGGUCUCGCUGUGUUCGGUGCCUUUGUGCUCUACGACACUCAGCGAAUUCUCAAGCAUGCGCAGAUGGUACGAGCCGGCUACACGCGUGGAGACCCACUUGCCGAGUCGAUUAGCCUCGAGCUCGACUUUAUCAACAUCUUUGUCCGGAUGGUACAGAUCCUCGGCAUGCAGCAGAACCGUCGCAAGUGA